GCGUGUGGAAUAGAAAGGGGGUGUGUUACACAUCCUGUCGGAGUUUAAAUUUCCAGAGACCUGCGCACUAGCUCGAGAUUCCCUCUGUGUGCGCCAUGUUGGAAUGAUCUGGAUUCAACAGUUCAACGGCUCGCUGGAAACGCUCCUGAGAAACAGUUUUGAUUUAUUCAGUCCUUCCCGGGAUUUUUUAACUUUUCGCACAUUUACGUGAGUCUUUUAACCCUCGAGGACGCCUGUCUGCCCUCAGGCGUGCGUGUGAGAUUUGUGAGGUAAAGUUGGAUGGAUCCUCGGGUGCCUUGGAUUCAACCCGAACAGAAAGGACCUGCCAAUGCUUUAUGGAUGCGCGUGUGGGAAGCCUCGCAAAGGCGAAACCACUGCCACCCGCUGCGGGUGAACAUACCUGCGCCGGCGGCCGGAUUUAUGAAGCCGUUAACGCUCAUUCCCACCAACACGCUUGGAAAACCGAUAAGCAGUUGCCCCAGUCAGCAUUAUAACAGCGGUGAACCCGUGAGGUCCCCAAACGCAUGUACUGGUCCUCCAGCACCGUGCGUCACACCCGCCGGACUCGAUGGUUACGACUCUCUAUCGCCUUUAUCUUCAGGGGAAUCGGAGACUGACAGCCCGAAAUCAGACUCGUCGUCUGGCAGCAUGAAUGCCAUUCCAGCUAAACUUCAUUUUAACUUCAUUGAAAACAUGCACAAUGUCAAUAACUCUUUACAACAUCAGCAUUUUCAGCGGCUACAGACUACGCGUAACGUUAUAGUAACGGAUAACCAGUCUAAAUGCCAUCCGGGGCGAAAGAGAACUGAAAAUAAAGCGAGCACAUACGGAAUGAACUAUUACCUUUCCAAUGUUAAUGCCAAUUGUUUAUUUGCGACACCCUGGACAAGAAGACGAUACAACCUAGGCAUUAAUGGCCUCCAUGAGGAGAUUGUGGACUUUUAUCAUUUCAUGUCCCCACGUCCAGAAGAGGAGGCAAUGAGGAGAGAUGUUGUCAAUCGUGUUGAGGCUGUAAUCAAAGAUUUGUGGCCUACAGCAAAGGUUCAGAUAUUUGGCAGCUUCAGUACUGGGCUUUACCUUCCUACCAGCGAUAUUGACUUGGUGGUGUUUGGCAAGUGGGAACAUCCACCUUUACAGCAGCUGGAACAGGCCCUCAGGCAGAAGAACGUGGCCGAGCCCUUCUCCAUUAAACUACUUGACAAAGCUACGGUGCCAAUAAUUAAACUAACUGACAAACUGACCGAUGUGAAGGUAGACAUCAGCUUUAAUGUUGAAACUGGAGUCAAAGCAGCUCGCUUUAUUAAGGAUCAUCUUAAGAAAUACUCGGUCCUGCCUUACCUGAUCUUCGUCCUAAAGCAGUUCCUGCUCCAGAGAGACCUGAACGAGGUGUUUACAGGAGGUAUAAGCUCCUACAGCCUCAUUUUAAUGGCCAUCAGCUUCCUGCAGCUUCAUCCCAGAAUAGACUGCAAAGCUACCAAUAUUAAUUUGGGCAUCCUGCUCAUCGAGUUCUUCGAGUUGUAUGGGCGGCAUUUUAAUUACGGGAAAACGGGCAUCCGCGUGAAGGAUGGCGGAGCGUACCUGCCUAAAGAAGAAAUCAUGAAGGCAAUGGAGAAUGGAUGCAGACCAUCAAUGCUGUGUAUUGAGGAUCCAAACUUACCUGGAAAUGAUGUUGGUAGGGGCUCAUAUGGUGCCAUGCAGGUGAAGGAGGUGUUUAACUACGCAUACCUCGUCUUAAGUCACGCUGUAUCACCGCUGUCCCGCUCUUACCCUAACAGAAACAUGGAGAGCACAUUGGGCCGCAUCAUUAAAGUGUCCCAGGAAGUGAUAAACUUCAGGGAGUGGAUCAUCCAGCAAUGGGGAAACAGACACAAUAUCAGGAUGGGCAUUAUUAAAGUCCAGAGCAUUGAAGGAGAUUCGGAGGAGCAGACGUCAAGUGAGGAGCAGCACCGAGACUCCUCAUCACCAGACAGUGCAGGCUCACCCGUCUCUCCGUCGAGCCUUCAACAGCACUCCUCAUCCUCCUCAUCUUCCUCUGUGUCCUCGCUCUCCGGCAGUGACAUUGAUUCUGACACGCCAUACCAAGCUUCAGUUCUUCAUGAGAUCUUCCCUCUGUCCUGCGUGAUCGACACUAAUCACAAACCGCACAGGAGAGUGAACUCAUCUGGAACAUUCCUGCCCUGUAAAAGUCAGUCACACCCAUUACCAGGCAAACAGGAUAUGGACGGGUCGGCUCAUGAUAUUGGAUUUGCAAACUGCCAAAGGUUUGGAACGAAAGGACCUCCACACUUGAAUGUUUUUGAUCGUAACCUGGGGCCCGGGGGCAAAAGAGGACAUCACCAUCAGUACGGACGUAACAGCUGGCGUCAUCGGAGAAGGGACACUGCUCCCAUGAGCCUCAGCUGAUAGUGUCGCCCAUUUAUCGCUACUUAAAGAAAACUUGUGGCCCAUGUUCUUUGGGUGCCACAGGUCAAAGGUUAGCACUUCUGAUUACAGUGGGUCCUAUAUGAUGCCUCCGUUCUUUGGUACUAUUUUUGUGUUUUGUCGAUUACUCCACCUGUGACUACAGGUUUGAAUGUACCUGCUUUUAUUUGAGACCUUUAUCUUUGGAUUUCUAUACAAUGAUGUCCAAUACCUUUUUAUUUUUUGCUUUUUUUCACAUCUUGAUUUGCUGUUGCUUAUCAGAGCAUUUUUGAUAACUGAAAUCUGAUUUGCAGCGGCUUUUGACUGCUCAAUUUGUACUGUAUAUCUUUGUGCAAUAUUGUUGUUUUUAUUAUUUGAUUUUAGUUCAAUUUUAAGUUAAUUUUCUUAAGUUGAUAUUAAACUAUGAAUCCCUUUCUAUGUGCCAAGUCUUUUAUCAUGUUCAAAUCCAUAUCGCAACCAGUUUUAUAGUUGGGAUUGUGGUUUUGCGCAUGUUAAAAUCUUCUGUUUACUACUUGCCCAUCUGUUGGCCUUUACAAACCUGCCUUUUUAACAGCAGAUGGGUUUUAGUGCUCGAUCAUUUACUCCCUACCAAAAUCCUCUCCCUUUUCAGAUCUGUCAGGUCUGCCAUAUGUUUAAGUGUAAUGAGUAUUUUAUUUAAACGGUAAAAGCAUUCAGAGGAUGAAGUCGAUGUGCGCUCUCUUCAGUUAACCCAAUCAGUAUUCAUUGCAUCUGUUUACAUAAGGAAUACAGAGUUUGCACAAUAUCCCGAUCCAUCUGUUUUCCCUACCGUCAAAUGUAUUCGUCAAACGUCUUGGACUGGAUUUAAUGUUGCGCCACCAGAUGGAGAUAUUGGUCCACUUUUGUUGUUUCUAAGCAUUGAAGCUCACCAUGCCAUACAAAACAUUUCACACAGCACAUAUUUGAGUUCCAUAACACUUAAAGAUCACUUCAUAUAUUCUUGCAUGAAAACUUGAAUAAUUGUGUCCCCAAGGCCUCUCCGUUUCAAUCAGACAGCAUCUUCCUUGAGCUGACCCUGUUUUAAUGGGACUGCAGGGAAUGCUGGGGGUUUGGUCAACAGCGAGGUUCAUCACUUUUAUGUGUCCUGAGAGGGAAAAAGUUACGUGCCAUUGCAGUUUUAACUUUGUGAAACACUAAAGGAUCUACAUGAGUCUUCUCGCCUGCAUGCAGGUGCUAUUUGAAUGUAAUGUAUAAUGUCUUAAAUUUAAGACUUUUUUUCAAUAUACAUUUUAUGUAUGUUUUGUAUUCAAAGUAUUUUUUAAAAUAAACAUCUAAAACGCUUCAGAGUU
Messenger RNA from Misgurnus anguillicaudatus (oriental weatherfish), 3728 nucleotides. RefSeq names its product terminal nucleotidyltransferase 4A. Gene Ontology annotation, cellular component: nucleolus; TRAMP complex. Lineage: Eukaryota; Metazoa; Chordata; Actinopteri; Cypriniformes; Cobitidae. Gene Ontology annotation, biological process: polyadenylation-dependent ncRNA catabolic process; RNA 3'-end processing. Gene Ontology annotation, molecular function: mRNA binding; poly(A) RNA polymerase activity. The record is from RefSeq and is a predicted model, not a curated record.